AUGACAGGUGGUACAGCACAACCAUCAAUUUCAACACAACCUCCUCCCCUACCAGUUAGACCAUCAACACAGCUCAAUUCCUCAAUGAUGAAUAGAUAUGGUUACAGUGGAAUGGGAAAUGUUUAUGGUGGUAUGGGGUAUGGUCCAGGAUAUGGUCUAUAUAAUAAUGGCUACAGUUCAUAUGGUAGCUAUGGUAUGAACAGAUAUGGUUCUGGUGCUGAACCAAUGGGAACAUUUGCUCGGCAAGCAGAAGAAAAUUCUCGGCCAGCAUUUGAAUCAAUACAAAGUAUUGUUGGUGCCUUCACUUCAGUCAGUAUGAUGUUAGAUUCCACAUUCCAAGCAGUGUAUAGUUCAUUCAAUGCAGUGAUUGGUGUGGCUGAUAAUUUUUCCAGAUUAAAGAUACAGUUAAUGCAGUUUGUUUCAGCUCUUGCCUUUAUACGGACAUUAAAGUAUAUGUAUCGGAGGUUGUUAGAAUUAUUGGGUCUUCGAGCUCCAGGAACUGCUUCUGAGGAAUGGAACAAAGCUUUUACUGCAGCGGCUCAAUCGGCUUCAAAUGAUCCAAAUGGAAAGAAAUCAUCCUGGCCAAUCCUUAUGUUUUUUGGAAUAAUAUUGGGAGGACCUUGGUUAAUUUGGAAGUUGAUUUCAUCCUUUACCCCUACAAGCACAGAGAUACCAGCUUGGGCCAGUGGUGAAGAAGAUCAUUUUGUAGCUGAUGUUGUAUAUGAUUUUACUGGUGAGACCAGAGAAGAAAUAGCUAUCAAAUCAGGACAAAGGAUAAAUAUUGCACCCAAAGAGAAGCAACCAAAAGUGAGGGGAUGGCUAUUAGGCUGUAGUGAAGGUAAAAUAGGACUAGUGCCCGCUAAUUAUGUUAAAGUAAUAGGUAAGAAAAGGGGCCAGAAAUCAAUGGAGGUAGUUGGUGCACCUAGCCAACUGGCUGAAACCCAGGGUCAACUAAAUACAACAGGGAAUAGUACAUUAGCAACUACUAAUGAAGAAGAAAUGGAUGCUAUAUUUAAUGUGCCUGAUAAUGUGGACAAUGCUAAUGUUGAAAAGGUGGAUGUACAGACUGAAUGUGAGACUAGCCGACCUAAACAGUGUUGCAGUAAAAAGACAUAA
Molecule: messenger RNA, 1116 nt
Organism: Lottia gigantea (owl limpet)
Lineage: Eukaryota; Metazoa; Mollusca; Gastropoda; Lottiidae
Exons: 3
Coding region: 1-1116 (371 amino acids)
Biological process (GO): protein import into peroxisome matrix, docking
Cellular component (GO): peroxisomal importomer complex; peroxisomal membrane; peroxisome
Molecular function (GO): protein binding
Source: RefSeq, a predicted model, not a curated record